AUCUCCAAUGAAGACUUUCAGAAGAGCAAAUAAGACAUAUUGAUUGUCUUAAUCAAGUGGGGUGUGGGUCCACAAAGUGCUGAGUAUAAAUACUCUUUCCGGUAUUUGAUAAGAGCACAGUCAGUUUUUACAACUCUUGUGAAAAAAAAAUUAAAAUGAAACUGUUCAUCGUCUGCUUGGCCAUCUUGUCAGUCUGUUACGGACGUCCUGCUGACGCACCUGCUGCAAGUGCUGCACCUGCUGCAAGUGGUCCACCAGCUAACGCUCAACCACCCGUUGCUUUAAUCAAAUACGAGAAUGAAGGCGUCAACGCUGAUGGAUCAUAUCAGUGGAGUUUUGAAGCGGCCAACGGCAUUAAACAAGAAGAAAAGGGAUCCUUCAAACCAGGUGCUAGUGAAGGCGAAAGUAUUGCAGAAGUCUCAGGCCAGGUCGAGUAUACAGCCGAUGACGGUACCCCCAUUCAUUUAUCAUACAUAGCCAACGAAAACGGCUUCCAACCUCAAGGAGACCACUUGCCCACUCCUCCACCAAUUCCUGAAGCAAUUCAAAAGUCUUUGGACUUUAAUGCAGCACAUCCACAGGCUGAGGAUGCUGGAGCUGGAGCAGGGUCACCUCCUGGAGCAGCUGCACCCCAAGAAUAAGGAUAUUUUUUAUCUUGUAUAAUUUAACUAAAUCUGCAUUAAUGCUACGAAGACAGAAAAACUUUUGUAAAAUACUCUCUAGCUUAAUUUUAUAUUAUCAGUACCUACCAUUUCUUUACAUGUAUUAAAUAGAUACUAUUGUAUUUAUUUUUGAACUGAUAUGGAAGCCAAAAAAAAAUGCAAAAAAUACUUGAUCCUUGUUAGCUUGAUCUAGUUUUCUAUAAUUUCUUAGGUUUAUAAGUAAAUUUUAAUGAACAAUUCGUGGUAUUCCACGGUAUUCCGAGCCCCUUCAAAAGAGUAUUUAAAAAAAUAUGCCUUUUUAAGAGAUUGUGCCAUAUCAAUAUUUUUUAGUACUUUACAAAAGUUUUUGUCUGCAAAAAUUCUGUUUUGGAAUAUGCAGCAAUGUGAGCUGCUGAUAUUCAUGGUUUGGAAUCUAGUCUUGAAUGGGAUUAUUAUUUAAUUCUUUUAUACUUUAUUAUUGCAAAAUAAAAAUUGACUGUA
This is a messenger RNA of Diabrotica virgifera virgifera (western corn rootworm), 1142 nucleotides long. RefSeq names its product endocuticle structural glycoprotein ABD-4. The transcript has 3 exons. Gene Ontology annotation, cellular component: chitin-based extracellular matrix. Gene Ontology annotation, molecular function: structural constituent of chitin-based larval cuticle. NCBI's taxonomy places the organism in Eukaryota, Metazoa, Arthropoda, Insecta, Coleoptera, Chrysomelidae. The record is from RefSeq and is a predicted model, not a curated record. Bases 156 to 641 code for a protein of 161 amino acids.